Messenger RNA from Physeter macrocephalus (sperm whale), 13478 nucleotides. It is a transcript of the gene PRUNE2, whose product is annotated as prune homolog 2 with BCH domain. The record is from RefSeq and is a predicted model, not a curated record. The coding region runs from base 267 to 9518 and encodes 3083 amino acids. Gene Ontology annotation, biological process: apoptotic process. Gene Ontology annotation, cellular component: cytoplasm. Lineage: Eukaryota; Metazoa; Chordata; Mammalia; Artiodactyla; Physeteridae. The transcript is spliced from 19 exons. Gene Ontology annotation, molecular function: pyrophosphatase activity.
GGGGCUCCCAGGCGUCACACCCACUUUCCUUAUUAGGGUAGAGUCAGGCGCCCCGAGCCGGCAGCCGGGCGCGGGGUGGGGCGGGAGCCCUGCGAGGCGACAGACGAGGGCGCAGCCACAACCUCAGCCGCCUCCGAGCGGUAGGAGGGAGCAGCCGGUCGCUGCGUCCGGGCCGGCCUCUUUCCGGGGACCCGGCACAUCUCGCCCCGGAGGAGAUAGUCCUCCGCGCUCUCCGGGUACCUCUGGUCCAAACCACUCGGAACGACAUGGAAGAAUUUUUGCAACGCGCCAAGUCUAAACUGAAUCGAAGCAAACGCUUGGAGAAGGUCCAUGUGGUUAUCGGACAUAAAUCGUGUGACCUGGAUUCUCUCAUUUCUGCCUUCACAUAUGCUUACUUUCUAGACAAGGUCAGCCCACCUGAGGUUCUCUGUUUGCCGGUGCUGAACAUAUCAAGAACUGAAUUCAGCUACUUCACCGAGACAAGGUUUAUUUUAGAAGAGCUAAAUAUCUCUGAAUCAUUCCACAUAUUCCGAGAUGAAAUUAAUCUGCAUCAGCUAAAUGAUGAAGGGAAGUUAUCUCUAACACUUGUUGGCAGCAACAUGCUGGCAAGUGAGGACAAAACUUUAGAAUCAGCAGUCGUCAAGGUCAUUAAUCCAGUUGAGCAGGGCGAUGCCGGGUUUGAGUACCGAGAGUCUUCCUCCUCUCUGGUGGUGAAAGAGAUUCUCCAGGAGGCUCCCGAGCUCAUCACCGAGCAGCUGGCUCAUCUGCUCAGAGGUAGCAUCCUUUUCAAGUGGAUGGCCAUGGAACCCAAGAAGAUCUCAGAGAAGCAGGAGGAAAUUCUUUCUAUCCUGGAAGAAAAAUUUCCUCGCUUACCUCCAAGAGACGACAUUAUCAACGUCCUGCAGGAGACCCAAUUCAGUGCUCAGGGUUUAAGUAUUGAACAGACAAUGCUGAAGAAUCUGAAGGAACUUUCAGAUGGAGAAAUAAAAGUGGCCAUUAGUAGCGUGAACAUGACCCUGGAGGACUGUACGUUUCACAGCAGUAUCACCAGUGAUUUGAAAGCAUUCUCAGACAAGUUCGGUUUUGACGUCCUCAUCCUCUUGGCCAACUACCUGUCGGAGGAGCAGCAACCCAGACGACAGAUUGCUGUGUACUCUGAGAACCUAGAGCUGUGCAGUCAGAUUUGCUGUGAACUGGAAGAGUGCCAGAACCCUCGCCUGGAGCUGGAGCCCUUUGAAUGUGGCUGCGAUGAGAUUCUGGUGUAUCAGCAGGAGAACCCUUCAGUGACUUGUGAUCACGUGGUUCUCCUGGUCAAGGAAGUCAUCAAUAGGAGGUGUCCAGAGAUGGCCUCUAACAGCCGGACAUCCUCCACAGAAGCAGUGGCAGGCAGCGCCCCGCUCUCCCAGGGGUCUUCCGGGAUUAUGGAGUUGUAUGGUUCUGACAUAGAGCCACAGCCCAGCUCCGUGAAUUUCAUGGAAAACCCUCCCGAUCUCAGCGAUUCUAACCAGGCCCAGGUGGAUGUCAACGUGGACCUUGUUAGCCCCGAUAGCGGGUUGGCCACCAUUAGGAGCAGCCGCUCAUCCAAGGAGAGUUCAGUUUUCCUCAGUGAUGACAGUCCAGUGGGAGAAGGUGCUGGGCCUCACCACAGCCUCCUCCCAGGAUUUGACUCUUACAGUCCCAUCCCUGAAGGGGCAGUAGCGGAGGAGCAUGCCCCAUCUGGAGAACACAGUGAAUCCUUUGACCUUUUCAACUUUGACCCAGCACCCAUGGUUUCUGGGCAGUCCCAACCAUCUUCCCAUUCUGCAGACUACUCCCCAACAGAUGACUUCUUCCCCAACAGCGAUUCAUCAGAAGGACAGCUCGCCACGGGGCCUAAAAGUCUUGAUGGGAUAGGGAUGGACGUGUCGAAUUAUUCAUCCAGUUCUCUUUUGUCAGGGACUGGCAAAGAUAGCCUUGUGGAAUUUGACGAGGAGUUUGUCCAGAGACAAGAAAGUCCCCAUGAUAAUUCUGAAAGAAAUUUGAGCCUGACAGGGUUUGUGGAAGAUGAAUCUCCUUCACCAGAAGGUCUGAAAAAUGUUGGAAGGAGGGUCCCACCAACACCUAUGAAUAGCUUUGUGGAAAUCUCACCAUCCACUGAAGAACCAGCUGUACUCUCUUCAGAAGAUAUGACCCCCAAAACAGUCAACGCGGGUCACACUGGGCCACCUCCAACCCAGGCACGGUGCAGCAGCUGGUGGGGUGGUUUGGAAAUUGAGUCUAGAAACACUGCAGAUGCAUGGAGUUCCAGUGAACAGGAAUCUGUCUUCCAGAGCCCCGAGUCAUGGAAAGAUCAUAAGCCAAGCCCAGUUGAUAGGAGAGCCUCAGAUUCUAUAUUUCAACCCAAGACUCUCGACUUCCCCAAGUCAAGUCCCUGGGAGUCAGAAUUUGGUCAGCCUGGGCUGGGCAGCAAUAAUAUUCAAGACCAAAAUGAGAAAAACUUGCAGUUUCAGGGUAUGUCCCCUGAAAACUCGCAUUUGCCGAAUGCUUUUCCUCAGGGAACAAACCACCUGAUAGAAGACUUUGCUGCUUUGUGGUGUUCUGAUCGCUCACCCACAGCCAUGCCUGAGCCAUGGGGAAAUCCCGCGGAUGACGGGGAACCAGCUGCUGCAGCGUCAUUCCCAGCCUGGAGAGCCUUUGCUAAAGAAGAAGACGCCGAAGCUUUGAAAAAUACCUGGAAUCUGCACCCGAUGAGUGGUGAGACACCUUCUGUGAGGGACCCAAAUGAGUGGGCCAUGGCAAAAAGCGGUUUUUCUUUCCCUUCAGAAGACCUCAUAGACAGUUUGCCCAGUGAUGCAAAUAGUGAAGCAGUUCCAGAAAUCUGGGGCAAGAAGAACCAUGACUCCGCGGAUGAUAUUCUUGUAUCUGGAAAUCCCAGAUCUGAUCUGGAUCAUGCAUGGAAUAGUUCUAAGCCAGUAAAGGAUGAUCAGAAUGGUUUCGUGGAUCCAAAAAUUAGGGGGAAGGUGUACAAAAGUGUAGAUUCCUGGAACCUUUUUGAGGAGGGCAACAAGAAAGGAGGGUCAGAUGUCCUAGCGCCUUGGGAAGAUUCCUUCUUAACCUAUAAAUGUUCCGAUUACAGUGCAUCCAACAUAGGGGAAGAUUCGGUGCCAUCCCCCUUAGAUACCAACUACUCUACCUCUGACUCUUGUACUUCACCAACAUUUGCUGGAGACGAAAAAGAAACCAAAGACAAGCCAUUUGCUAAAGAGGCAGGUUUCGAGUCACAAGAUGCUAACUGUACCUCAGGGGAUGCCGACGUGCCUCCUCAGUCCCCAGAGCAGCCACCUAGAAACAGAAUUAGUUCAGGUCCUGGGAACCUGAAAAUGUGGGCUUCACCUCACGCAGAUGGUAGCUCUGAAAUAAAUGCCACUCACAGCCCAGAUAAAGAUUUACUCAAGGCAGAGCCCACAGAUGAUCAAAACACCUCCGUGGAGGAUGACAUUGGGGAAAGCAGCCAGUCCAGCUACGAUGACCCCAGCAUGAUGCAGCUGUACAAUGAAACAAACCGACAGCUCACACUUCUACACAGCCGCGCUAACUCCUGCCAGGCGGCCCCCGACAGUCUCGACUUGUGGAACAGAGUGAUUCUGGAGGACACUCAGUCUACUGCGACCAUCUCGGAUAUGGACAACGACUUGGACUGGGACGACUGCAGUGCAGCUGUGGCCAUCACCGGUGAAGGUCAGGCACAAGGGUACAUGGCUGAAGGUUCUGAACCCGAAACCCGCUUUUCAGUGAGACAGGUAGAACCCUGGAGCGUGGAGUAUCAGGAAACAAAUCAGGGAGAUUGGGAACUCCCUGCCUCUUCUGAGCACAGCUUGGACACUGCUCCCAACGAAUAUCACAUGCUGAAUGAAAAAAGCGGGCAGCUGAUCGCGAACAGUAUCUGGGAUUCCGUUAUGAGAGAUAACGCCGUGUCAUCAUUAAUGUCACCCGGCCCAUCGUAUGUUACAGAUCCAGAACAAAGCAAAUCACCUCCUGAAACUUCCAGCUCAUUAGAAAAAAUUCAAGACAGUCACAUCUCAGACAUGCUGGAAGCCUCUGGAGCCAGUGAGUCAGAAACGCUUGAUCCUGACAAGCAGGACACCUGCAGGAGAACCCCACCAAGUGAUACGGCGUAUUUGGUGACCAGACUUGAGAAUUCAGGGAAUUUUGCAUGCUCAGAUCCCUGGAGGGGUCCCAGUUAUGGACAAAAGGAAAGUGAGAAGGAAUCCCAUGGAGCCGCUGAUAGGGAGUGCCCCAGUGAGGAGGAGCUGAUGGAUGGAACCUCAGGGGCUUCUAGAAAAGGGCAAGGUGGCCAGGAAUGCCCUUCCCCAGCUGCAUCUGAUCAUUCAGAAAUCUCCAAUGAAUCUGGCAAAAUCAGCUCUCUUUCAGUCACUUCCAGUCCUCAAACUGAGGGACCCCAGGAGGUUUUAGAGCGUGAGAAGGGGUCUUACACUCCAGACCCCUGUGAUGUGCAAACAGAGGUGUCCACAGAUCACCUGCAGGCAAAAGAGACCUGUGAAGAGCACCUCAUGAGUCACAGAAAUUCAGGUGAAACUACUGAAAUUUCAGGUAGGCUGAAUUCCACAAUAAGUGUAUCUCUACCUGAAAUGGAUGUGGAGGAAGCUGAAGAAUGUAACAUUCUGGAGCCGGAGAGAAUGAACCAAGACCUACCUUAUGGAUGUCGCCAAGGACUUGACGUUUGGGAUGGCCCUGAAGACAGUGAUGUGCAGGUCAACUGCACAAGUUCUGAGAUAACUAAGAAUCUCGAAGUUAAGAAUACUGAAAACAGCCCUCCAGGAGCCAGUUUAUCUGGAAAUGAUGACAGAGACAGUACUUCUAGUGAGUAUACACAUUCAAGUGCAUCCAGUCCUGACCUAAAUGACUCUUCGGCUGCAUUGCCUUCCUGGGACCAAGGACCCAAUACUGGGCAUCGGAAGGAAAACCAAGAUGGUUGGAAUACGCAGAAUUACCAAGAAUCUGAACUAAUUACUACUGAUGGUCAAGUAGAAGUAAUUACCGAAAUGAAGGGUUUGGAGAGAAACAGAAUGGACAAGUUUGAAAAGAGCUUAGAUCACAAUGCUCCUAACUAUUUAGAGAUUUGGAAUGACUCAAUAGAUGGUGAUUCCUUUUCCUCUUUGUCUAGCCCUGAAACAGGCAAAUAUUCUGAAUAUUUAGAUGUAUAUCAGGAAAGAAAUCUAGUGGUUAGCCAUCAGGAAAAAAGUGAAUGUGAUAUUCCUGCAACUGUGCAGCAAGAGGACGCCCAGUUCAUUUCAACAAACUCAGGUUCUGAUGAUGAUAGUGUAGGCGAUGAAGAGUCAGUGGAGAAAGAGAUCCAUUCAGCCACUUGCCAGGCUGCUCAGAGUGAACUCAGAGCUUGGGAUUCAUUGAAUGAAUCUAAUAAGUCCUUGGCCACAGCUGAUCCCAAGUCUGAGGAAUGUUCUGCCUAUAUAGGCAGUCCAGAACCAGCAGAGACUGAGAAUAAGUCAAACCCAUUCUGUGACAAUCAACAAAGCAGCCCUGAUCAUUGGAAUUUCUUGCCACUAAAGGAGACUGAAAUACAGGUUACAGCAGUGGAGAAGGAGACGAGGUCUUCUCCAGAAACAGGGAGGACGGGAGAUGUCAUAUGGCAAAUAGCUCCCAAAGCUGAACUAAAGAAUGAAAAUGAUUCUAAUCUGGAAAUGGCUGGCUUCUCAGCUGAGAGCACGGAGUGGUGGAACGCCUCCCUACAGGAAGGGCGACCAACUGAGAGGGCAUCUGAAGGGGAAUUAUCUAACGCAAGUGCUGUGCUAGAGAUGAAUUCCUCAACACGUCAAAACGUGGGUCCCUGGGGAGUACCCAUUCAGGGUGAUACCGAAUCCCUGGAAACGCACUGUACCAGUCCUUUCAGUGAGCAACCUGAGUCACACUUUCUGGAUAAUAAUGGGGAGAAUGCCCACGAGCAACUCUGGAACAUUCAACCAAGGCAGCCAGACCCAGAAGCUGGUCAGCUUAGCCAGCUUGCAAUACUGGACCAAAUUAAAGACAAGGAUUCCAGAGAACAGACCGUGUCUUCUGCCAGUGACAAACUCACCUCUGAAAUACCUACCCCAGAGCAGUGUCAGAAUCCAGUGCUGUCUGUCUGGAAUGAGCCGGAUCCAACAUUUACUCACACAGAUGAAGAUGGAUGCAUUAUAUCUAAUGUGUCAACUCCUGAGCGUCAAGAAACAAAUUGGUGGGAAAAAGAAAAAUCACAUCCCAGUGAAAUGACAGAUUCAAGCAUUGCCUCUGAAGAUUUCCCUGCUGUCGGUUCUUCCACCCAGCUGAUAAAGGAGUCAGGCUCUGAAUGGGACGACUCUACCCCUAGUGAGGGCCCCCAAGGUGCCUUUGUUCCAGAUAUUUUACACGGCAACUUCCAAGAGGGCGGGCAGCUGGCCUCCGCUUCACCCGACUUGUGGAUGGGUGUGAAACAACCCUUCGGUGUGAAGACAGAUGGUGAGAAUCCUGAUAUACUGACUCACUGUGACCACGACAGCAACUCCCAGGCUUCCAACAGCCCUGAUGUAUGUCGUGAUAAUGAAGCAAAGCCAGAGACUAAGCAGCACAUCAGUGCUGGGAUGGGACCUGAAGGGGAAUCCAGUGAGUUACAUCCCACCGAUCCAGAGAGAGAUGAAGAACCCAGUCAGGAGCCGGCGCAGGAAUUUGUCCCAUAUACUUCAGAACUAUCUUCUGAAAACACAAUUCCGCUGCCUCGAAUCAGCGAGCAGGCAAACGCGAAUGACUCCUCUCAACCUGCCUCUCACAAACGUUCUCCCGAACCUUCUGCAAUAAACAAAUGUGAAAACAUUACAGGUUUAAAAGCGUCAGAAAAGGGAGUCAACCCAGAUACAGCACCAAUUUUGGAACCCACUGACAGAACAAUCCCAGUGAUUGAAAACGUGGGAACUGAUAUUUGUGUAACUCACCCAGAGCCAGCUGUGGAUAGCAACAGCUCUUGGAUAUCAGAAGACUUUUCUCCUGAGAGCCAGACCGAUGCAGGGGGCCCGUCGGACCGUGAGCAAGCUUUUGCUACUGAGAAUCCUGCCACAGUUCCUGAUACUUUGCUAGCCUCGGACACUUGCCUGGAUGUCAGCGAAGCUGCCUUUGACCACAGUUUCAGCGAUGCCUCGGGUCUCAACUCAUCCACGGGAACAAUAGAUGACGUGAGUAAACUGACAUUAUCAGAAGGAAAUCCUGAAAUGCCAUUUGAUGGGGAGGCAGGGAAGCAAGAUAUCUGUUCCUCUGAAGCCUCGUGGGGUGAUUCUGAGUAUGAAGUCAUGGGCCAAAAUAUUGAUGAAGAUUUAAUGAAAGAGCCUGAACACUUUGUCUAUGGCGGUGACCCUCCCUUGGAAGAUGCCCUGAAGCAAGAGCUGGCACCUUACACACCUCCAUUUGAUUUGUCCUAUCUCACGGAACCGACUCCUGGUGUCGAAACCACAGAGGAAGCUGGGACUCCAGAGAAUGAGCCUCUGGGGAGCGAAGCCGCAGAGAUAUUGCUUUCUGCCCUUCCUGAUGAAAGAAACAAGGAAAACCACGCUGAGGCCACAAACAGACAACCUGAAUGCCAGCUGGUUGAGCUGCAUGUUCAUGAAGACCCCGAGUCAGUUUCUUUGACUGUCAGAGUCGACGCCAACAUUGAGUUGUCUCCAUCAAACGUUGACUGGGAAGAAGAAACAGAUCAUUCAGAUUCACCAGCAGGUGGCGACAUAGGACCACCAAAUGGUGCCAGCAAGGGAAUAUUAGAGUUGGAAGAAGAAAAAAUAAUUCCUACCAAAGAGCCUGAGCAGAUAAAAUCAGAAUACGGGGAAGAAAGGUACACUGAGAAGUAUGAAGAUCAUCAUGCACUACACAUGGAUUACAUACUUGUAAAGCACGAAGAAAAUUCACCCCCAGAGCCAGAGGCCUGUGAGACAAGAGAAAUCACGUCAGAAUUAGAAGAGUUUCACAUAGAUUCCGAAGAAACGGGGCUGCCAGCGGGAGCUCAGUUAGCAUGCUUCCCAGACACACAUCAACCUGCUUCCUUAAAUGAAAGAAAUCAUCUUUCUGCAGAGAGAAUGUCUUCCAAAGAUGGUAAGAGAUCAUCUUUUGAAAGCCCUAGGCAAGACCAGAGUUGGAUGGUCUUGGGCUGUAGUGAGGUUGGUGAUCCGUCAUCGGAGACUAGGGACUCAGGGCCUGGAUGGUCUGGCGAGGCUGUGGAGCCAGCCUCUGACCACAGCUUGGGUAAGGGCCCCCAAAUGCACAUUCUGGGAGAAAUGAAGCCUCUAGAAUCUUCAGCACUAGAGGAAGCCUCUGGCCUGGACAGCCAAUCAUGGAAGAGCAUGAACCAAGGCAGGGCUGGCCCCGAUACACUUACGUUGCAGGCCGUCCCCCAUGACAAUGAAUGGGAAAUGCUUUCACCACAGUCUUCUCAGAAAAACAUCAUCCCUGAAACGGAAAUGGAGGAGGAGACAGAGUUUCUUGAGCCCAGAACAAGGAAACCAAGAACAAAAGGGCUACUGUCAGAGGAUGUGGGAAUGGACAUCCCCUUUGAGGAGGGAAUGCUGAGUCCCAGUGCUGCAGACAUGAGGCCUGAACCUCCUAAUUCUCUGGAUCUUAAUGGCAGUCAACCUCAGAGAAUCAAACUCACAGCCCCAAAUAUCAAUCUGUCUCUGGAUCAAAGUGAAGGGUCUGUUCUCUCUGAUGAUAACUUGGACAGUCCAGAUGAAAUUGAUAUCAAUGUGGAUGAACUCGAUACCCCCGAUGAAGCAGAUUCUUUUGAGUACACUGGGCAUGAGGAUCACACAGCCAACAAAGAUUCUGGCCAAGAGUCAGAGUCUAUUCCAGAAUAUACGGCAGAAGAGGAGCGAGAGGACAACCGGCUGUGGAGGACCGUGGUGAUUGGAGAACAGGAGCAGCGGAUUGACAUGAAGGUCAUCGAGCCCUACAGGAGAGUCAUUUCUCAUGGAGGAUACUACGGGGAUGGCCUAAAUGCCAUCAUUGUGUUUGCUGCCUGUUUUCUGCCAGACAGCAGUCGGGCAGAUUACCACUAUGUCAUGGAAAAUCUUUUCCUAUAUGUAAUAAGUACAUUAGAGUUGAUGGUAGCUGAAGACUACAUGAUUGUGUACCUGAAUGGUGCAACCCCAAGACGGAAGAUGCCAGGGCUAGGCUGGAUGAAGAAAUGCUACCAGAUGAUUGACAGACGGUUGCGGAAGAACUUAAAAUCAUUCAUCAUUGUUCAUCCAUCUUGGUUCAUCAGAACAAUCCUUGCAAUUACACGACCUUUUAUAAGUUCAAAGUUCAGCAGUAAAAUUAAAUACGUCAGUAGCUUAUCAGAACUCGGUGGGCUGAUCCCAAUGGAUUGCAUCCAUAUUCCAGAGAGCAUCAUCAAGUACGAUGAAGAGAGAUCUUAUAAGAGAAGUGUGAGAACUAGCUGCCUUUACAAUGACCCAGAAAUGUCUUCUACGGAGAAGGAUAUUAAUCUGAAGCUAAAAGAAAAACCCUAGUCGGCCAUGGCUGGAAGAAGAGGAUGCUUUUCUGCUUCGUGGUUCUGUUGAAACAUAUCUACCUGGAAGAGACAGGGCUGAUGAUACUUUUUUCCCACUUUGCACUACCUGGUGCCAUUCUAAAUUUCUAAGGGGAAAAACAGUAAGGGAACUUGUUUGCUCUUAACAUGUUUUAUGAAAUUAUGUGUAUUUUCCUAUUUUGCCAGUUAUGUGCCUCCAAGAUUUUCGUUGAACCUCAGCAAGAAAGUAGGACCUUCCAUUUCAAUAUUUCAUUAACCCUUGGUGCAGUGGUAUUUCGUCUCUUAGACUGGUGUUGACCACUAAGAUAACUUCAGUCCACUAUUCAUUGUGAGUGGAUUUGUUUCCAUAGAUUAGCUGGAUUUCUCCUUGGUGAUCAUUUCAGGUUUAAAAUACCUGAAAUUCUACUUUCCUAGGGCUCAACAGUCCCUAGGCAAGUGGUCCCCACAUAAUUCUACCUUUAAAAUCCUAAGCUUGCUUAAGACAGCCAUAAAGUAGACACAGCUGUGACACCACAUCAGCUAAGUGCCCACUUGGUUCUUGUCCCCGUGAAUCGUCUCUUCUGACAUCUCUAAAGGAAGCCAGGCUUUCUAAUUCACAUCAAUUUUAUUUUAGUUAUCAAAUUGGGCAUCAUGUUUUCUGUGAAUUGGUCUUUUUACAAAAUCAUUUCUCCAGCCUCCACGUUGAGAAACUUAAGGAUCAAUGUCCCCAUUUCUGAUAGCUGUCUGUGCUUCAAGCCAUAAACUUAGUUCUUAGUUUAACUUAAACUUAGUUACACUUUAAGUGCCAAGGGCUCUAUGUAAGGUGGCUCACUCAGAAAUUCGUUAUUUGGUAACAUUCAGAUAUCUGAAUUUCUCUCUCACAUGCAUUAUAAAAAGUAAUCUGCUUUAACACACUCUAAUCACAGGCUUCAAAUUAAACACGAGUCUGUACUAUCAUUUGCAAAAUAGUCCUUUAUAAGUCUUCAUAUGCCCUUUAAAACACGAAUGUGGUUUAGACCCCAUGGGCCUCUAGGAGAGCGAGGGGUUUGUAAAUCCAGCGCCCCUACCUGUUGCCCUGUGGCCUUCGAGUCAAGAAUGGUUUUCACACCUUGGGCUGAGAAAAAAAAAUGUUUUUAAUAUUUCAUGACACAAGGAAACUAUUCAAAUUUCAGUCCCCAUAAAUAAAGUUUUACUGAAACACGGCCACACAAAUUUGUUUAUAGACUCUGCAGCUACUUUUGUACUACAGCAGCAGAGUGGAGUAAUCGCCAUAGACCAUGGGCCCACGGAGCCUAAAACACUGACACUCUUUAUAGAAAGCGUUUGCUGAGCACUGUGUCAGCACAUCCAUCCUUCCCCCUCCCCAUUUGUAUUCAGAUAUUGGUUUCUCUAACAGCAUGCACAAACGCACAAACUAAUUUAUCUUAAGAAAGAGAAUUUUGGCAUCCACAAGUCAGUGAAACGCAUGGCCUGCUGAAAAAGGCAAGGAGUCCUAGCCACGAGCCCGUGGCUCAGGUCGUGUUUACACGACCCAAAGUGAAGCCUGCUUAGAAGGCUUCUGGCUGUACAGAGAGGCGUUGCUGAGGUCCUGCCCUUACCCUGGAGACGAUUCUCAGUCUCCAGUAUCAACUAUUACUAAUAAGCUAGCAAAAAUUAAAAUGUAGUGGAGAACGGUGUUCCACUGUAUUCUGAGGAUGGUAACUGCAUCCGGGAGAGCUGUUGGGGACAUUUCGAGCCCUGUGUGUCAUGAGCUUUGAAAUGCUUUGAAGUAGACGUCUUUGCACAGGUGACUGAAUUGCCCCGCCCUCAUCUGCUUCCUGUCCGCCUCCACCCACCUUCCAGACACGCUCUCUUACACACAGGUCAGCUCUCUUUCCUCCAUAAGCCCCAGCUAUCUAUGUCCUCCCCUCGGUCCCUUUCCGCUUGGUAUCCUGUUAAACCAUUCUUCGGGGUCCUCCUCCCUCACAACACCUGGCGUGUCUGAGAGGAAGACCCCUGGGGCGCAGCCCCUCCCACAGCUCACCUCCGCCUUUGGCAGCCCAAGUUAUGCCUCUCCCAGAACAGAGCAAUGACCCGAUUUUCCGGUUUGCUCACUGCUGCCCUGGCAUAAUUAGUCACAAUGCUCCCUUUCGCUCAGCCAUAUCCCAUUUUGGAAGAUAAAUUACACGGUCCCCCUAGCCACCGGAAGUAAUGAAGAAUCCGCUGUUCAGCUUAGCGUUGUGAACCCGAGGACAUAGAGCUGUCCAUAAAGGGCUCUUGUGAAAGAGUCAACCAGACAGGACAACCAUCUCACCAUUCACAUUUUCUCUGAACUUGGCCAGCCUGUUCAUGGAAGGCUACUCAGGUGGUAUUCUGUUUGGAGCUUCAUCUUCCUAUGUGGAAAUUAUGAGCAUCUUGCUCAAUCAGUGAUUUUGUUUGGGCUGUUCUACGGGCUGCGUAACCAUUCUGAUAGGCAUCUGCUAUUUUAUUAUCUUAAAAAGACAAAUUAAUUGCAUGUGCUAGAGAAAGGCCACCAGGUAAAUUCAAACCAAGUACAUAGAAGCCUAGAAGAAUCCUGAAAAACAAUAAUCCCUCAGCAGAUAUGUAGACAGAUAUAAACAUUCACAUCAUUAACCAUCUAGCUCUUGCAUUCUGAGCAUUCUUGCUUUGGUUCUGACUUCUGGGAACUGUUUGCACUUUUCCUGUAGAUUUGUAGUUAAGGGAACCAAGGGGUCAUUGGGGCAAAAGCAUUGUUUUCCUAAAGUGGCAACUGCUAUUCACUUAGCUCCUUGAUUAAGAGAAAGAACAAAAAUCUGCACAGAAGAUAUCAUCAGGGAGUAAGAAAGUUUGUUUGAGGGCAAUAGCUGGGGGUGGAAGAAAACCCAAAGUUCUUGUUGAAGCCAUACAACGUUUUAUGGGGUUAUCUUUUAAGACAGCGGUCCCCAACCGUUUUGGUACCGGGGUCCAGUUUCAUGGAAGACGAUUUUUCCAGGGACACGGUGGGGGUGGGGUGGGGUGGGGUGGUUUCGGAGGUAAUGCGAGUGACGAGUGACGAGUGACGGGGAGCGGCAGAUGGGGAGCGAGCGAGCGACGGGGAGCGAGCAACAGGGAGCGAGUGACGGGGAGCGAGUGAUGGGGAGCGGCAGAUGAAGCUGCGCUGGCUCGCCCACCCCUCACCUCCUGCUGUGCGGCCCGGUUCCUAGCAGGCUGUGGCUGGGGGGCAGGGUUGGGGACCCCUGUUCUAAGGCAUAAGUCUGACAUGUGUGAGGAAGUCACUACUCCAAGCCUUUGUGUUCUUAAGGUCUUGUUUUAAGUAUUCAGUUAUGGUACUAAGUUUGCAACCCUCAUCUAAUUAAUCACAAUGCCUCUGUAGUUUGUUCCCUUAGAAACAUUUAGAUGUGCACAAACUAAUCUUUUAUAUAUUUAAAGGUUUUUUUCUACCACAUAUUGGAUCGCUCAGAAUAAAGUAUCUACUAGACCUUUGUUUUGGUAAAUAAAUAAAUAAAUUCUACCUAAAUAGUGCAAAUUAAUAAUAUAAAGAUAUGUAACAACACCAUAUAUAUAUAUAUAUAUAUACACAUAUAUAUAUGUAUAUAUAUAUAUAUCCUCUCUGUAUAAUUCAGAAAUAAACAUUGAUUCCACACACAAGUGAUGGCUUUCUUUUUCUGAGUCAGCAAGAAUCUAUUUCUAGCUUCACUUUGCAGGAGUCUUAUCUGGAUAUCAGUCUGGCUGGGCACUUGGUCCUUGAGGACAGUAUAAAUUCUGGCUUCCUUGUCACCCAAACUUUAUUUCCCUUUUCACUUUUGCUUUCCAUGCCUCAAUGAGCUAAGCUUUCAAAAUGUGUUGUUUACCCUCUGGGUAAGCAAUUUCUCACUUUGGAAGCAUCUCCAUGUUUCAUGGUCACUUGAUUUUGUCAGCUUCUCCUUUCUCUGUCUCUUGCCUUUUCAUAGCAUAUGUUUAUUUUUUAUUUAAAAUUCAUUAA